AUGGCCGUAAGACAAUUCCAAUUCAACUUCUCGCGCGAUAGAUUGGUCUUUCUGUUUCGGACAUCUCAAUCUCAUUCCUUCUUUCGUAAUAAUAAAUCCCCUCAAUCUUUUAUCUCUUUUCCCUCUUCUUUCUUCCUCCGCCGCCUAGCUGUGUCCGCAGCAACUCCGUCGCCGCCUCAAGACCAUCGCCGCCGUCUGCGGCCUCCUCCUCCCGACGACAUGGCGCAGAAAUUCGGAAAAUCCACUCGCCGCCCCGGCGCUUCCUCCAAGGCUAGGGUUUAUGCCGAUAUCAACGUCGUUCGCCCUAAGGAAUAUUGGGACUACGAAACCCUCACCGUUCAGUGGGGGGAGCAGGAUGAUUAUGAGGUGGUGAGGAAGGUCGGUAGGGGGAAAUACAGUGAGGUGUUUGAAGGGGUUCACUGUACUGAUAAUGAAAAAUGUGUUAUCAAGAUCCUCAAACCUGUGAAGAAGAAGAAGAUCAAGAGAGAAAUCAAAAUAUUGCAGAAUCUUUGUGGAGGGCCCAAUAUUGUUAAGUUGCUUGACAUUGUUAGAGACCAGCAGUCGAAGACCCCAAGUCUCAUAUUUGAAUAUGUCAAUAACACUGAUUUUAAAGUACUUUAUCCUUUAUUGUCAGACUAUGACAUACGAUACUAUAUCUAUGAACUUCUAAAGGCCUUGGAUUACUGCCAUUCGCAAGGAAUCAUGCAUCGGGAUGUAAAGCCCCACAAUGUAAUGAUUGACCAUGCUCAGCGUAAGCUUCGCCUUAUUGAUUGGGGGCUUGCAGAAUUUUAUCAUCCUGGGAAAGAAUAUAAUGUUCGUGUGGCUUCAAGAUAUUUCAAAGGUCCGGAGCUUCUUGUUGAUCUUCAAGACUAUGAUUACUCUCUAGAUUUGUGGAGUCUUGGUUGUAUGUUUGCUGGGAUUAUAUUCCGGAAGGAGCCGUUCUUUUAUGGACACGAUAACUAUGAUCAACUGGUCAAGAUAGCUAGGGUACUUGGGACAGAUGAGUUAAAUGCAUAUUUGAAUAAGUAUCGCAUUGAGUUGGACCCACAUCUUGCAGCACUUAUUGGGAGGCACAGCCGAAAGCCAUGGCAAAGGUUUAUUAAUGUUGAAAAUCAACACUUGACUGUUCCUGAGGCUGUUGACUUUGUCGACAAGUUACUACGAUACGAUCACCAAGAACGGCCCACUGCAAAGGAAGCCAUGGCCCAUCCAUACUUCAAUCCAAUUAGAAGUGCAGAAAGUAGUAGAGCUCGCGCACACUGA
Molecule: messenger RNA, 1263 nt
Organism: Lathyrus sativus (Indian pea)
Lineage: Eukaryota; Viridiplantae; Streptophyta; Magnoliopsida; Fabales; Fabaceae
Source: the annotation of a GenBank genome assembly